CAGUUAAGGAAAAUGGUCCUUUAUCGAGCCUCUAUGUCAAAUUAUAAGAAAACCACACACAACUUAGGUCAAUUGUGUGAAUUAUAAAAAUUUCCCCUUUCUUUGAAUUCUAUCGCAAAUUAGGGCUUGUAUUUCAGGUAUGUUCAAGCUUCUGUAAUUUUUUAGUUUUGGGUGAACUCCAGUAAUCCAAAAUACUGAAAUUACCAUAUCAAUAUGUAAAUUUGCCCAAAUUCCAUCCAAAUCAAGUGGAUUGAGCACUUUGAACUACUUGCCACUCAUGGUCCUUGACUAACGACAUAUUUCAAAUAUACCGGGUCUACUUCACUCUCACACAGCUUUAAAAGGAAUGGCUGCAUCAGCAAAGACACCAGCUCUUGACAAGCCUAAGCCAGCUGAAGAGUGGACAGUUGUAAUGCCUCGUCGCGGGAAACAGAAAAGAAAUUUUCAUAAAGGUAUCAUCCAUGAACAGCAAAAACAAGAGCAAUUAUGGACUCCAGCAGAUACUGAGACCAAUCCGGAGAGAGAGUCUAAAUUGAUGCAGAAAAUACAAACCUGCAUUAAGAAACUCGAGAGUUCUUCCUUCUGGUUGACAUUUUUGGAUCAGUUACAAACCCCUGAAAUAUUUGAUUGGUUUCUAAAAGCUGUGGGCUCAGAAGGAAAGAUGCAGAUGGUAAUAUAUGGCAUUGGUAGCAUAGAAUCGUACGAGCCUCCUCGAUUGCAGCUUAGUCUUGCAAUCUUAAUGAAAAGAAUGUUUAGUUGGAUUGGGGAGGUAGAAAUAUUUGAUCCAGUGAUCUGUCUGGCAGAAUCUAGGGUACUAGCAACUCUUGGUUGUUCUGUCCUAACAGUAAAUGAACAGGGUCGACGGCAAGCUUUAAGACCUACAAUGUUCUUCAUGCCACAUUGCGAAGCUGAACUGUAUGACAAUCUUCUAGAGGCAAAUUGGAGGCCUGAUCUGUUGAAUAAUAUUAUCCUGUUUGGAAACAGUUUUGAGGCAUAUGAGCAAGACUUGUCAGUGUACAAAAACCUUAGAUUUGCUGAUUCUAGGAAGCAUGUCCUAGCAAUUAGGCAGUUCGUGAAAGAGUUUGGAAUUGAUUCUUCUUCAGAUGAUUUUUUUCGAGCCUUCCAUGGUUCAAGUUGGCAUUUCUUCAAUGUUGAUCCAGAUUUAGACCUUUGUAGUGUUAAACCAUGAACUCUUUCUUCGUUUUCUGGAUCAUAUGAACAUGAAUAUCUAUUUUGUAUCAACAUGUCGGAAAGUUCUCUUCCUUUGUUUUCUGGAAUUAAAGCCUGUCUUCAAGCUUUCAACAUUUUUAUUUGUCAUGUCUGUUGGCUGAGAUGCUGCCUCAUCGCUCCAUGAUUGUUUCGUCAUGUGCAUGCCUAUAGACUCUUUAACGUGUCAAAAUGAGGAAUCUUCAAGAUUAAUAAAGAUUUUGGUGAUGUUGUA
Messenger RNA from Lycium barbarum (goji berry), 1441 nucleotides. Its product is annotated as protein SENSITIVITY TO RED LIGHT REDUCED 1. The transcript has 2 exons. The record is from RefSeq and is a predicted model, not a curated record. The coding region runs from base 347 to 1189 and encodes 280 amino acids. Gene Ontology annotation, biological process: microtubule-based process. Lineage: Eukaryota; Viridiplantae; Streptophyta; Magnoliopsida; Solanales; Solanaceae. Gene Ontology annotation, cellular component: nucleus; cytoplasm.